GAUGCAAUGUUGUGUGCACAAAGUUGGCUUUGCGGGUCAGUAAACACCAACGGUAGGGGCUGGCAGCUUAAAACAUUAUUGUCCACUCAGCAUCCGUCCACUGAAAUAGAAGCAUCUGGGAACUGAAGAGGCUACCAUGUGUCACGCAAUGAAGUCGACAUUUCUUUUCAUCCUGCUGGCUUCUGUCUUGGUCUGCAACUUCAUGACCGUCUGCAGAGGACAGAGCAUCUCUGCUGAGGAGGAGCCCGACCAGAGGACUAUGGACGAUUUGCUUCACCAUAGUGCAGAGAGCCUCCUACUGCGCUCCAUACUGAGAAAGAUGCAAGGAGAAGACCACAGAAGUGCGGGACUUAUUUCUCAGCCAGAGUGGGUGACAAAGCGGCAACAUCCAGGCAAAAGGUACGGCGAGGAUUUGGAGAAGGAAGACGACGGGAAUGAAGAGUACUGGUUGGGUGUUGACAAGAGACAACACCCGGGCAAACGCGAGGAAGUCACGCACUCGCUCAUGGAGCUGCAAAAAAGGCAACACCCAGGAAGGCGCUCCACUACGGGACACCUUUCUGACCACCCCGUCAUGGUCGUGGGUGGACUUUCCAAACGACAGCACCCGGGCAAGCGCUACUUGGUGGUGCGCAGCCGGCGGCAGCACCCUGGUAAGCGGCAGGAAGAGGAGGAAGAGGAGGAGGAGGAGGAGGAGGAGGAGGAGGACCUCCCCGAGGUGGACAAGCGCCAGCACCCCGGGAAACGCUUUUGGGAUCAUUCGGAUCCAGAUUUGUCCGCCGUCAGUCCGUGUGAAGACGUUUUGGACCUCAACAGAUGCGCCAAGACGAAUCUGCUGCUCGAUUUUUUAGACAAGAUCCGAGUGAAGCACGCCGAGGAGAAGAGACAACACCCGGGGAAAAGGUUUGCACCUGAGAGGGAUUUAGUGGACGCAGAGUAGAGUCGUCACAUUCAUGCUGCAAAUCAUGUCAACUCAUUAAUGUGUACCCCAAUAAUUAUCACAAUUAAAAAUGAGAGCUGAUUUUUCUUUUGUGAUAUUGUUUUAUUUUUUAAUGACGUGUGUUUAAUCAUGUAAUUUUUUUGUAGAACUUAGAAGUGUAAAUUAAAGAGUGAGUGCAGGGUGGAUGCGCAAUAAAGGAAUUGUUAUCAUUAUCAACUUUUAGGUAUCAAAUGUAGUUCACUAUAGGCUACGUGCAGACCGGGAGUGUCUCUGUGAGGCAUCACUGUUGGAAUAGAUCAGGGGUGUCAAACGUACGGCCCGCGGGCGGAAUCAAGCCCGCAAACAGGUUUUAUCCGGCCCGCGUGAUGAGUUUGCUAAGUAUAAAAAUGAGCCGAAAUUUUUGAAUGAAAGAAACUGCUGUUCUAAAUGUGUCCACUAGAUGUCGCAAUAGCAAUUCUUUGUAUCUUUGUAGAUGAUGCUACAUAUGUAAAAAAAAAAAAAAAGUAAACCACAUGAUGUUAGUGCACCAGUCGAGGAAAAUGAGUAAACUACAAUAAUAACAUCCUGUAAUUGGAUUUUCAUAUUAUUUUUUUUAUCUUGACAGAUUGAUAAUUAACAACAAUGUGAUGAACAUUAUCACAUCAUUUAUUCAGAAAGUAUAAAUAACCACAAAUAAAGAUAGAAUACUCUUAACCGCAACAUGUAAGUGUAAAAAAACAACAACAACAACAUUCUAAUUUGUACAUUUUCAGAAUGUGCUUGUUGUAUUUCUAAACAAAGAAAACAAUCUGAAGUUGUCUUUACUUUUAAGUUAUCGUGCCGUGAUUUUACCAGUCCGGCCCACUUGGGAGUAGAUUUUUCUCCAUGCGGGCCCCGAUCUAAAAUGAGUUUGACACCCCUGGAAUAGAUGGAUUAAGAAAUGGAAGUGAUCAUAUACUGUACAGUAUUUACACAACAGUUAUGCCAAGGAAAGUCUUUGCUUUUAAUUUAUUGUCUAUUUGUAAUUGUAAAUGCUAAUAAAU
Messenger RNA from Nerophis lumbriciformis (worm pipefish), 1962 nucleotides. It is a transcript of the gene trh, whose product is annotated as thyrotropin-releasing hormone. Gene Ontology annotation, cellular component: extracellular region; secretory granule. Gene Ontology annotation, biological process: histamine metabolic process; eating behavior; negative regulation of glutamate secretion. Gene Ontology annotation, molecular function: thyrotropin-releasing hormone activity. The record is from RefSeq and is a predicted model, not a curated record. NCBI's taxonomy places the organism in Eukaryota, Metazoa, Chordata, Actinopteri, Syngnathiformes, Syngnathidae.